AGCAGUGGGGCGGUGAGGGAAGAUGGCGGCGUGCAGACGGUGGCGGUUGGUGCGCGCGAUCGGUUUGAAUGGCGGGCGGGAGUGGAGAGUGGGCCGCGCGGGGCUGGUUACUGAGCCGGCUCCAAGCCCGACUUCCCGAUACCCGCCCGUCCUCCCGUCCCGUACCGCCAAAAGCAAGUCAGCUCAGAGGCGGAGGGUCGACGAGUUUUUCCAGCGGGUUCACGGGGCCCCCUCGGCGUCCGAGAAGAUCCGGCUCCUGACCCGGAUCCAGCGGCUCAAGUACGUCGUGUACCCGCAGACACUGUCCCUGGAGGCGGACCGCUGGUACCAGAGCUUCACCAAGACCGUCUUCGUGCCGGGGUUGCCCGGCCGCCUGAGCGGCCCCCAGCCCGGAGCUGAGCCGGAGCUCGGCCGCCUCAGGUCCCUGGUGUGCGAGGCGCUGUCGCAGGAGAACUUCUACGUGAAGAGGCGGCGGCCGUUCCUGUACCGGGACAGGGAGCAGACGGUGCUGCCGCUCCUCGGGAACAUGGUGCCGCGGCUCGUCAGCGCCUUGGCCUCAGAAAACCCGCUGCUUGGAGUCUCCUCCCUGGGUAAGGGGAGCCUCCUUUCUCUCCCUCUCUCACUUUCCAGACCGUCGUUAUUUCAGCCGCGAUCCUACGGGAUCCCUGUCAUAAUCGGACGGGGCAGCAAUUUCCCCUGA
Messenger RNA from Rhincodon typus (whale shark), 700 nucleotides. RefSeq names its product mitochondrial ribosomal protein S30 (gene mrps30). Gene Ontology annotation, cellular component: mitochondrial large ribosomal subunit; mitochondrion; ribosome. NCBI's taxonomy places the organism in Eukaryota, Metazoa, Chordata, Chondrichthyes, Orectolobiformes, Rhincodontidae. The transcript has a single exon. Bases 23 to 700 code for a protein of 225 amino acids. Gene Ontology annotation, molecular function: structural constituent of ribosome. Gene Ontology annotation, biological process: translation. The record is from RefSeq and is a predicted model, not a curated record.